Molecule: messenger RNA, 816 nt
Organism: Phalaenopsis equestris
Lineage: Eukaryota; Viridiplantae; Streptophyta; Magnoliopsida; Asparagales; Orchidaceae
Exons: 1
Coding region: 1-816 (271 amino acids)
Molecular function (GO): zinc ion binding; nucleic acid binding
Source: RefSeq, a predicted model, not a curated record
AUGCAGGUGCUAAAUUUGGUUCAUGACUUUGAAAUGCAAAAGAUGAAGGAGACAGAAACCAUAAAGAAGUACUUUGACAGACUACUCAACAUAGCAAAUCAUGUCAAAUUAUUAGGUUCUUCUCUGGAAGAUUCAAGGAUUGUUCAGAAAAUCCUUGUAAUAGUGCCUGAAAGAUUUGAGGCUACCAUCACCACCCUAAAAAACACGAAGAAUCUGUCAAAGAUUGCUUUAAGUGCUUUACAAGCACAAGAGCAGAGGCGUCUAAUGAGGGAAGAAGGAGUCGUCGAAGGAGCUCUACCAGUCAAGCAUCAAGAUGAUGAAAAGAAUAGGUGGCCCAGGAACAAGAAGUUUCAAGCUACACGUAGACAAAGCUCUGCACCUGAGAACAGAAGCAAAACUGAAAAUAAAAGAUUAGGAGUAAAAAAAGAUUACCCUCCAUGUCGACAUUGUGGCAAGAAAGGUCAUCCUCCUUUCAAAUGCUGGAGAAGACCAGAUGCAAAGUGCAGGAAAUGCAAUCAAAUGGGACAUGAAGCUGUCAUUUGCAAGAAUAAAGAUCAACAACAAAGAAAUGAAGCACAAGUGGCAGAUCAAGAAGAAGAUGACCAACUUUUCGUUGCAACUUGUUUCACGAGUUAUGAAGCAAGUGAAAAUUGGUUCAUUGAUAGUGGUUGCACUAAUCAUAUGACAGUUGAUAAGGGGUUGCUCAAGGAAUUCAAGGAAUUGAAGAGCACAGAGUCCAAGAAGGUUAGAAUUGAGAAUGGUGAAUAUACUGCAGUCAAAGGAAAGGGCACCAUAGCCAUUGCAAGUUGUUCAUGA